AUGGGAAAUGUUGCUACCCGAAAACGCCAGCAAAAUGAUAGUGACGAUGAGCCGGCAAAAAAGCGAAGAAAGCUUUUUGAGGAGGAGCCGCAUUAUCAGAAAGUUCGCGUCAAGGCAAAACUCGGAGUUCUUCGCCGCUGCCGACAGACGAAACGGCAAAGCUACAAUGUAGAGCCGGUUGAUAGCCGCCCACCUCUUCCCAAAUAUGUUUUUGACGACAAUUAUCGAACACUGGAGAAAAAAGAGAAUUCCGAUGUUCCUUGGUUCGAUCAGCUCUUCCUUCCCGAGUUUCCUACACAUACCGCGGUCUCUGAGGACAGUUUUGUGCUGGAACAUCAACUUGGUCGUGGUUCAUUUGGUGUAGUUUAUUGUGCCAGUGCACUUCACGAUGCCACACGAAAAUUCGCCAUCAAGAUGCAGGAGAAGCGGGAGAUUAUUUCGAAACGAGCUGUUCAGCAGGUUAAACGAGAAGCUAGUAUUCAGCGUCUUCUCUCUGCUCACCCAUUUGUCGCUCGAACCUACACCACGUGGCAAAGUCGAUCUCACCUGUUCUCCCUUUUACAGUACCUGCCAGGUAGUAUUGGCGAUCUGUUCAAUGUGUGGCGACAAAGAGGCUCAUUAAGCGAAGCGGCGAUUAGGUUGAUCGGCGCCGAACUCGCUUGCGCUAUUGAUUUCCUGCAUAGAAAUAAUGUGAUAUAUCGCGAUGUGAAGCUUGAAAAUGUGGUGCUUGACCAAAAUGGGCAUGUUUUAUUGAUAGAUUUUGGAUUGGCAAAAAAGCUUCCCAAUGGAGCAUCGACGAGCACGAUUUGUGGAACUUUGCAGUACAUGUCGCCCGAUGUCGCUUCGGGACACCCAUAUGGUCAUUAUGUGGAUUGGUGGUCCCUUGGUGUGCUUCUCCAUAUUUUGCUUACCGGAAUUUACCCAUAUCCGAAUUCGGAAGUGACACAUCAUAAAGAUUUAAAGUUUAUUGAUUACAGUACACCAUUAGGAUGUUCUAGAGAGUUUGCCAAUUUGAUGGAUAGGAUGCUCGCUGUUUCUACCCAUCAUCGUUUGUGCUCAUUCACUGUACUUCAUGCUCAUCCAUUCUUCGGUGACAUUGAUUUCGAAAAGCUUGAGCAGAAAGGCUACACGCCAAUCGCAGAAAUGGUGAGCGGCGAGUACGACGAGUCGCUAACCUAUCAGAAAAUAAACGACGAACUUGAUGAUUCUCUCUUCAAAGAGAAUUACGAUUUUGAUCGUUUCGAUUACUUCAACGAUCGAUUCUAA
Messenger RNA from Caenorhabditis bovis, 1266 nucleotides. The record is from the annotation of a GenBank genome assembly. Lineage: Eukaryota; Metazoa; Nematoda; Chromadorea; Rhabditida; Rhabditidae.